Neodiprion virginianus is the source of this 2279-nucleotide messenger RNA. Its product is annotated as probable cytochrome P450 6a13. The transcript has 4 exons. Bases 678 to 2219 code for a protein of 513 amino acids. NCBI's taxonomy places the organism in Eukaryota, Metazoa, Arthropoda, Insecta, Hymenoptera, Diprionidae. The record is from RefSeq and is a predicted model, not a curated record. Gene Ontology annotation, molecular function: iron ion binding; heme binding; oxidoreductase activity, acting on paired donors, with incorporation or reduction of molecular oxygen.
UCCUACUACAAGUCGGUGUCGGAUAUACUUUCUCGAUUCGAUUACAAAGUGCGUUUUAAUUUCACGGGAGAGUUGAUCCCGAGAGUUAGUCCUCGUUCGUGGCUACGAAUUCUUCGGGGAUUCUUCAGCAAAGACUACGGCAACGUAAUGAAACACUGAUCGCAUGCCAAAGACACAGAGGUUCCUUUGGGUGAGUGAAUUUAUUUUCGGCACAAGCCUCGGUAGCGCAGUAGGCAGCGCGUAAGUCUUAAGGUCGUGAGUUCGAUCCUCACCCGGGGCAUAAUUUUGCAUCUCGUGAGACUCGCAGGCUCAUAUUUUCAAGGUCCAGACGGGAGAAUAUGGAAAUUGGCAAGAAUAUGCGGAUCCGCCACGACGAAACGAAAGCGAAGAAUUCGGUUCAGGAGUACGGUUUACAAAAUUAUAUAACAAAGUUCGCUAUCUCUAUAAAUAAAUCACUAUCAUUGCAUCAUUUCUUACUAAGAUUAGGACUGUUUUCUAAAUCUUUGAUGUGAUAAAAAUUCUCUGAUGAUAAAAAAGUCUGAUUUAAAUAGCACCUACAGCGAGUGGCUGCGACAAUUUUAGUCUAUCUAGUGCGAUAGCGCAAGUCGUGCAAUUUGUGGAUCUCGAAAAUUUGUACAUCGGAACACCUCGCGUUGAAAACUAAUUGAUAAACGAUAAUGUGGAGCUUCUACACGUGGACUUUGUUCUUAUUUACGGGGCUGAUAACCGCGGUCUUCUUCUACGUCAAAAGCCAGUUUUCAUUCUGGUCAAGGCGAGGCGUUCACUGCCGGAAACCGCACUGGUUCUUCGGCAGUCUAGGAGACUUCCAAGCCGGUAAGUUGGCCCUUCCCGAGUUGCUUCUGGACUUGUACAAGGAGUCGAAGGGCCAGAGAUUCGCCGGAAUCUGGGAGUUCUAUUCUCCCGAAUUGGUCGUCCUGUCGCCUGACUUGAUCCAGGACAUACUGGUGAGGGAUUUCGCGACAUGGUCGAGUCGCGGCGUGACCGUGAACCUGGACGUCGACCCGUUGGCGGCGAACUUGGUCAACCUCGAUGGAAAGAAGUGGAAGGUGGUUCGAAGCAAGCUGACGCCAACGUUCACCUCGGGAAAGCUCAAGCUGAUGCAAAAUCUGCUACUCGAGUGCAGCAGGGAGUUCAUGGAUCACUUGAAUCGCGUCACAUCGACGGACCAGAUGGUCGAGGUCAGAGAAUUGAGCGCCAAGUACUCGACGGACGUUAUAGGUUCCUGCAUAUUCGGAAUACAGAUGAACUCGCUGAGGGACGAGAACUCGAUAUUCCGCGAGAUAGGGAAAAAGAUAUUCCCCUCGUCCCGAAUCAAGACCAUCUGCAAAACCGUGCAGCUCCACUUUCCCUGGCUCUUCAGGCUACUUAAACUUUCGACGAGGACCCGCGAGGUCACGGAGUUCUUCAUCUCCCUGACAAAGGCCAACUUCAAGUACCGUGAGGAGAAAAACGAACGGCGAAACGAUUUCAUGGACCUUCUGAGGGACCUCAAAAACACCGAGGAACCGAUCGACGAAGACGAUAUCGAGUUCAACGACGAGCUUCUCGCAGCUCAGGCCUUCAUCUUCUUCGGUGCCGGCUUCGAGACCAGUUCUUCGACUCUAAGUUUUUGUCUUCACGAAUUGGCCGCGAAUAAAAAUCUCCAGGAUCGUCUGCGCGACGAGGUGCGACGUACCAAGGCGAAAAUGGACGGAGAUAUCACCUGGGAUGGAUUGAGGGACAUGAAGUAUCUGGACAUGGUAUUUCAGGAGACCCUGAGGAAGUAUCCACCGCUUCCGAUCCUCGUCAGGACCUCCGUUAAACCCUACCGCAUACCCGACACCGACGUCAUACUGCCCGAGGGAACGGGAUGCGUCGUGCCCAUCUACGCUCUCCAUCACGACCCAGAGUACUAUCCCGAUCCGCAGAAAUUCGACCCUGAAAGAUUCGCCGAGAAGCGGAAGAGCCAGCGAUCGCCUUUCACCUAUUUGCCCUUUGGAGGGGGUCCCAGAAUAUGCAUUGGUCUUCGGUUCGCCGAGCAGCAGGUGAAGCUGUCAAUUUUUCAACUGAUAGACAAUUUCGAGAUUUCUUUGUGCGAGAAAUCAAAACACCCGUUACAACUUAAUCAUAAGGCUGGAUUUCUUCAGCCUAUCGGUGGCAUUUGGCUUCGCCUGUCCCGCAGUAUCGUUUCUAAUUCGAAUGUCAGGUCUGACAAGUGAAAGUUGAUCACGUCAAGUCUAUUUUCGAAGGAAUAAUAAAUUUCUGGUUAAUAAAUUUUA